UUCGCCGUGUGUUCCUAUAGCGCUUAAUUCCCGCGAAUUCAACAAACUCAUAUCCUUUGUAAUUUUAUAAUAAAAAUUCAUUAGCAUGGAACGAUGGGUUGGUAAGGUUGCUGUGGUAACUGGCGCUACUGGUGGUGUCGGUUCAGCGAUAGUAAUAGAGCUCGUUAAAGCUGGAAUGAUCGUUUGUGGUCUAGCUAGGCGAAAGGAUAAAGUAGAGGCUCUUCGCGUAAGUGUUGUUGGUGCAAAGGGUCAACUUAAUGCCGUCGAAUGUGACAUAACCUCCGAGGCAUCGGUAAGUACUGCAUUUACUUGGAUUGAGAAGACAUUUGGUGGCAUUGAUGUCUUGGUAAACAACGCGGCAACAACAAGUAAAUUUUUGUUACUGGAUAACAAUAAUAUCAAGGAUUUUCGCACAAUGCUGGAUACCAACAUUAUAGGACUUAUAAUCUGCACAAAGCAAGCCCUCAAAAUGAUGAAAGCUCGCGAUGUGUCCGGCGUUGUAGUUAACAUCAAUAGUAUUCUGGGGCACAAGUUGAAUACUUGUGUGCCGGGAACGAAGCCCGUCAACGGAAUGUAUCCGGCAUGUAAAUUCGCCAUGACUGCUAUUACCGAAUGCCUCAGGCAGGAGGUGAUGUUUUUUGAAAUCGCAGCUAAAAUAAUGAAUAUUAGCCCAGGGCUUGUAGAGAAUGACAUAGUUACAGCUAAUUCGGAUAAUGAUUUGGUAACGUUGAUGCCACGACUGGCCCCAGCUGAAGUUGCAAAAGCUGUGAUUUUUGCUAUUUGUACUCCGGAUAAUGUAUUGAUUCAGGACAUUAUAAUAAAGCCUGGAGGGGAAUUUUUGUGAACCACAAAAUAGUUUUAUACAACAAAAGAAGAACAACAAAAACCAUAAUAAGAUGAAAAUAAAUCCUUAAAUUAUACUGUUAACUGUUAUUGAAACUAUUUGGUGAAUUAAAGUAACGAGAUAUUCUGUUAAAAAUGCAUUUUAAAUGUAAUAGCAGGAUAAAUUAUAAGAAAAAAUAAAAAUAAAAUUUGUAACAA
Episyrphus balteatus (marmalade hoverfly) is the source of this 1041-nucleotide messenger RNA. RefSeq names its product farnesol dehydrogenase-like. Gene Ontology annotation, molecular function: oxidoreductase activity. The transcript has 5 exons. Bases 86 to 844 code for a protein of 252 amino acids. Lineage: Eukaryota; Metazoa; Arthropoda; Insecta; Diptera; Syrphidae. The record is from RefSeq and is a predicted model, not a curated record.